Messenger RNA from Leptomonas pyrrhocoris, 3056 nucleotides. RefSeq names its product putative Dna-repair protein. The record is from RefSeq and is a predicted model, not a curated record. Lineage: Eukaryota; Euglenozoa; Kinetoplastea; Trypanosomatida; Trypanosomatidae. The transcript has a single exon. The coding region runs from base 393 to 3056 and encodes 887 amino acids. Gene Ontology annotation, molecular function: single-stranded DNA binding; damaged DNA binding. Gene Ontology annotation, cellular component: cytoplasm; nucleotide-excision repair factor 2 complex; XPC complex. Gene Ontology annotation, biological process: mismatch repair; nucleotide-excision repair.
GCUAGCCGCUGCUGUUAGCUGGGAAAACGAAUUAUAUUUUGGCCAGAAAGAAAACAUGCGAUUACGUCAAGGUUACUAGGUCACCGUGGAACACGCUACCGAUAUGUACAGUUUACAAGUUUGAAAACUUCAAGACUUUUUCUCUGCUCUGAUUACAUAAUCAUAUAUAAUUAGGGCUAUUUCAUCGUCGAACUCUCAGCGGAUUUUUUCUAUUUUCUUGUUUAGGUUGGUUGAAUAGUCCAACAGCAGAAAACCAAAAGGAGAGCUCAGCUCUGUUUCCCCAAUAUACACACAAACAAUAACGAACCGUUCCAUUAUCUGUUUCGGACUAGCAAGCGACUAAAAGGUGCCCCGGUCAAAAAACCAAAACGGAGGAACGAAACAGUUCAUAUAUGAGCUCUAACGCCCCCAAAGGAUCGAAAUCGGUUGCGUUGGUCGCCACUGCUAGUGUGGAUGGCUACUUGCGCAAUGCUUCAAAACGCCAACGUGUCCCGGCUGCGGAAGGCGGUCGAGGCACGCGACGCAAGCUGGCCAUGGUUACCUCCGCAAGCGCACGCGCACCCACAACGGAAUUGGAGGUGUCCUCUCCUGCAGCUAAUUUGGAAAAUGUAGACGCAGACGCAGAUGAAUGGGACGAGGUUGAUCUGCCACAAGUUCCUACAACGGUAAAGAAGCAGGAAAUGGACAAUGACACAACUGUAGUAAAGUCAGAUGUGGCAUACGAUGAAAACGGCGGCGCCGUCAAAGCCGAAUCGGGCCGCGGGUCGCCAGCGGUAAAGUCAGAAGGAAUGACAUCAUCGGCAGCACCAAGCACUGAGGACACCAUCAACUACGUCAAGGCGGAGUUGAUCAACGUGGACGCGGACGUUCCAGACGAUGCACCAAUCAUGGAUGGUGCUCAGCUGCCGCUUGUGGGCCAGCCGCGCUCGUCCGGCACGUGGCGGCAACGUGAUCCUGCGUACGAGGCGAUGAUGGAGCAACGCGACUUGCUGGCCGCGCAACGACGCUCCGAGCGUAUACAACGCGUGUGCGAGUCACUUUUCGAAAUACUCGCGGUGCUCCUCCGCGCCCGUCUUAUGUGGCGUGAAUCGUCUCACCCGAAAUUUGUCAAGAUGCUUUUGCGCCUCCAUCUAGCUGCCGGUGGCGGUGAACGGAAGCGUGCACGCAUCGAGCGAAACCACGUAAAGGCGGACGCACGGUAUGUUUUUCUUAAGGCUGUCUUGGAUGCAAAAGCGCUGGUGGCGGAGUCGACGCAGCCGCAGUUUCGCAAGCUGGCUCUUGCUCCUGCGUGGGUGAGCUGCGGGAAGGACACCGUGCAGAGCAAGACCUCUAGCGCUGUCAAGACGCUCCUUGACACGAUAAAUAGGUAUUUCAAGUUAGCAGCGGCUCUUGCGGUGCCAGCACCAGGCGCCGAUGCUUCUCCAUCAGUAUCUGCCGUGACUCCUAGUGACGCCCUCGAUCCAGCCGCAGCCCCGGCUCCUGCGGAGCAAGACUUCUCUGAUUGGUCGGUUGGCUUAGUCCCAAAGUACCUCUCCUCCAAGUUUGCCGAGCUUCACGGUCAGGUGCACGAGAACACCCCUGUGGAGCUGCCGCACCCGGUGUACUUCUCUCUGCUGUUUCUUGCCCUCGCAAGGGUGGUCGGUCUCCGCUGCCGUUUGGUCAUCGCACGGAGGGCCGCGAGGCGGAAGGAGGAGAAGGGCGCGUCGUCUUCAACUCGUCUCGCUGGCGAGGAAGACGAGCCGGGCGAAGAGGACAGGGCAGACGAUGACGUGGAGCGUGUUGGCAGACGACGGCCGUUGCAGAAGUUAUCGAUUUUUGAGGGCCGUGAAAAGCGCAAGGCAAACGGCGAAACUGACGGCACCGCUGUUGGCACCGAAGCGCAAAAGGGAAAGCGGAAGCGCUCCGGCGAUGGAGACGCCAACAACGAGGAGCUCAAGUCCAAGAAACUGCCAACCUCGUGUUUCUGGGUGGAGGUUUGGUCGCCGGAACGAGAAAGUUUUCUCUCCGUCAACCCCUGUCAAGGUUGCGCUACACUUUGGGGAGCCCCGUACACAUUUUCCGUUUCAGGGCACGUUGCAGUGGAUGCCACGCCACGGUACGUUUCGAGAUACAGCACCGCAUACGCGUAUGGGCGUCGCCUUGGGACGUGUCAGCAACUUCGUUUUUUGUGGCACGAUAAACUCGCGUGGGACGACAGUCGCGAAGUAUCGGAGGUGAUUCGAGCCACGUUCAACGAGGACGACACGCACACUUCGGUGCUGACACAGCGACAGCAGCAGCGUGAGAGAAGGCAGCUGCAUUCUUUGAUGUAUUCAGAAGUGGUGCCGACUACGCUGAGUGCCCUCCAUCGUCACCCCCUCUACGUCAUUGAGUCCGAUCUCGCUCGUCACGAGGGCAUUUACCCAAAAGACGCGAACACGACUGUCGGCAGUGUCAAGGGCCACAUGGUGUACAAACGCUCCGCGAUCGUGAGUCUGCGGUCCCGCGACGGCUGGUUGCGCGAGGGACGCAGCUUACUCACGGAGGACCAAGUCCCGUACAAGAUUGUGGCACCUCCGGCGUCCCGCCCCUUCGUGGCACCGUCAACGUUCUUCGGUCGUUGGCAGACACGCCCUUUUGAGCCGCUGCCACUAGUCUCGGGUGAUCCGCCCACCAUUCCUCACCACGGCCGCACGUCGUGGUACAUCCUGCUGGACAAACCUGUCCCUGCUGGUCUCGCGCACAUGACGCAGCCGCAGAUCGCACGCGUCGCACGGCGGAUGCGACUUGACUUCGGCUUGGCGGUCACCGGCUUCGAGCGCCGCCGCACCGAUGAGCACCGCCGCGGGCAUUGGGAGACACUCAUCAGCGGCAUCGUGGUGAGAGAGUUGGACAGCGCGACGUUGCUCCACGCGUACGAGGAAUGGAUGCAGCUGGUACAGGAGCAGGAGGCCGCCAAGCGUCGCCACCGUGCCUUCCACUGGUGGCUGCUGUUGUCCCAACGCUUGCUGUCCCUGAAGCGGCUGCAGGAUCAAUAUGCGAGGGGAUUGGGUGCAGGCACCAUGCCAGUGCAGUAG